Molecule: messenger RNA, 1074 nt
Organism: Fraxinus pennsylvanica
Lineage: Eukaryota; Viridiplantae; Streptophyta; Magnoliopsida; Lamiales; Oleaceae
Source: the annotation of a GenBank genome assembly
AUGGGAAGGGCUUUGUUUUUGCUACUGGUUGUGGUGUGCUGUGCACUGGUGGCGGGUGUGAGUGGCUAUGAGGACGAAUGGAGGUGGGAGAAGGAAGAAGGCCGUGGAGAAGAGGGUGGCGCAGGGCGGCCGGAAGGAGUGGAUUGGUUCUUGUUGCAGGAUUCAAAGCAAGUGGUGAAGACUGAUGCAGGGAAUAUGAGGGUGGUGAGGGGUUUUGGAGGAAAAUUUUUGAGAAGUCCCUUGCAUAUUGGUUUCAUUACUAUGGAGCCCAGAAGUCUUUUCAUACCUCAGUAUCUUGAUUCCAGUCUCAUUCUCUUCAUUCGCGAAGGCUUUGAUCACUUAACAUUGUCAACAGCAUUCAACGUUUCUAUAGCCGAAUUAAAGAAACUGUUGACGAGGCAACAGGCUGGUCCAAUCAUUUCUCUAUCCGAUUCUCAAACCCCGAGCAUGUGGGCCGGGUUUUUGGAACUCGAGCAUCAUCAGAAACUGGCUCACUUGAAGAGAGUUGUUCAUUUGAAGGAAAAAUUCAUUGAAGAACCAAAAUGGUCAUUUAGGAAGCUUUUGAUCUCUGUAUUUGGAAAGGCAACGAAGAAAAGAGAGGACAAAAAAAGUGAAGGGCCCGGUUCUUAUAAUAUCUAUGAUAUAAAGCCUGAUUUUAAGAACAAUUAUGGAUACAGCAUUGCUUUGGACGAGUCCGAUUACUCACCCCUUGGCCAGUCGGACGCUAGCAUUUAUCUUGUUAAUCUCUCUGCGAUCGCAUCAAGAUCUGGCCCUUCUGAGUUUUUCGGUUUCACCACAUCCGCACGCCGAAACCGGCCUCAGUUCUUAGUGGGGGCGAAUUCAUUGUUGCGGACAAUGAGAGGGCCUGAAUUUGCUAAUGCUUUUGGAGUGAGUGAGGAGAGAUUGAACGAGAUACUCGACGCCCAGAGAGAGUCGGUUAUCUUGCCAUCGGCCUCCAUUACACCACCGGACGAGAUAAUGGAGGAGACCAUGGAAGUGGAGAUGAAGAAGACUGAGAUGGUACCAAAUAUGAUCAGGAGCUUUGGCAAUGACAUGAUCCUGGGGUUUGAUUAA